Phytophthora infestans T30-4 is the source of this 1197-nucleotide messenger RNA. RefSeq lists its product as uncharacterized. Bases 1 to 1197 code for a protein of 398 amino acids. The transcript is spliced from 4 exons. The record is from RefSeq and is a predicted model, not a curated record. Lineage: Eukaryota; Oomycota; Peronosporomycetes; Peronosporales; Peronosporaceae.
AUGACCGCGCCUGGGAAACUACUCAGGAAACGUUCUCACGUAGAGGCCUUUAAGGAGGAUGAAGAUAAAGGAGACCAACAUGAAGAGGAGAAGAGAGUUGACGACGAUGGCGAACAAGGCGCAAACCAUGAUUUGGCGGAGAGGAUCGCUCUAGCGGAGGAGAACUCUCCCGCAAUUUCUGGCAAGGAAGACAACUUCGACGUGGAGAUCAGAUGCAAAGUGCCUGAUGUGCCCCUUGCUACGGAGUACAAUGGCGGCGAGUUCUACUUUGUUCGCGCGUGUUAUGAUGUCUACUAUAAAAAGGUGGAAGAUCUGCUACUAAAUGAUAACAAACAAUGCGUGACAGUGACCGGCACUCCAGGAAUUGGAAAGUCGAUCUUCUACGCCUAUUUCUUGGAACGGUUCAAGAAGGCCAACCCAACCUGGACUAUUAUUGCGUCAGCGCAUACUCCGGAAGCAGAAGUCAAAUCGCUGGCUGUGUUUGAACCUGGUGAGGAAGCCAAGCACUAUCGUCGGGCAAAUGCGAGAAUUUUGGACAUUGUGACGUUGGAGGUAUUAGGCGUGGAUCUCAGUGAUGAGACAACCUUGGAUCGAUAUCGAGAGAAAUUACUUUGGCUGUGCGAUGGACCGCCAAAGGUAGCAUUCCGCCAAACGGUUGUGUUUACAAGCCCAAACGAGAGAUGGCUGAAGGAAAUUACUAACCGAGGACAUCUCGAAAACCUGCUUACGAAUAGGAUAAACACUACCACGAACCACGAUUUCUUGCAUUACGAGCCCAUUGGUGAUGGAAGGUUAGUAGAAACGAAACUUGUGUCCGAAAUGGUGUGCAAAAAGCUUUCGGAGCGUCUGCUGGGCGUAAUAGAGGGCAGAACGAAUGAAGUCAAGGCGUUGCUUGACGGCAUACCCCCCGCUGCUUCGCUUAGAGGAUCUAUGUUUAAAGCCAAAGCGCAUGCAAAGCUUCGCGACGGACUGGAGUUGGAGAAUGUCAUUUUUGAUGAGGUGUCGCCACAUUCGAUCAAAGACAUAAAAGGCAUAAAGGGCCUCCUCGAUCAAGGAAAUAUGAAGAUGAAAGAGAACAAACACAAAUCCGAUUGGUCACGCGCCGUGAAGAGGUGGGAGUCGCAUAAAAAGCCGAAUAAGGCCGAGAACAUCACAAUGGUGAAAAAUAUUCCCCAAUAUGUGGCGCCGUCUGAUUAG